UCCAGCGCAGCCCCGUCUUCUUUCCUGCGACGCGAAGCCCCACAAUGAAACCGCUCGAGACACGCCCGCCCACCGCCGUCGUGCCUGCGAUGCCGGAGUUCCGCGACUGGGGCAACCUGCCCGAGCUACCGCUCUCGGAGGUGCUGCGGCGCGUCCUCCCCUGCCUCCGCUCCGUCUACGCCUUCGCGGCCGUCUGCCGCCCUUGGCGCCGCCUGCUCCGCGCCUCCGCCGCCAACCUCCUCCGCCCCGGCAUGCCCCCGUUCCUCCUCAAUCCCUUUCCCAGAUCCCGCGCCGUCGGCGCCUUCUCCCAGCGCGUCCUGGAGCGCCCGCUCCCCUACCGCGCCGACCUCGCCGCGGAGGGCGCGAUCCUCCUGUCCGCCUCUCGCGGCCACCUCCUCCUCCUCCCCUGCCGCGGCCUGUCCGAAGGCGAACCCCGCAUCAUCAUCAUCGACGCUCUCACCGGCGCCGACCGCCGCGAGAUCGUGCUCCCGUCCCCUCGCUUCGCAUGCCACUACGCCGCCCUCUUGCCGACCCACCUCCUCGUCUUCCACUCCAAGCACGCCUUCUUCUCCCUCCCCUUCCCCGACCCAAACCCCGAUACCAGCUCCUCCGGUCCCCACUGGACCAAGCACAGCCUCCCCCGCCCCGCGUCCUUCGUCACGGGCAUCCUCGAAUUCCGCGGCCGCGUCCUCGGCUUGACCGACCGCGCGCAGCUGCUCGAGUUCCGCCUCUGCGCCAGCCCCCAAGGCCACACCGUCCAAAUGCUGCCAGCCGCCGGCCUCCCAGACGCCACCACGUUCGAUCGGUGGCACUUUGGGCCCCGUCUGGUCGCUGCUGGCGAUCGGCUUCUGCUGGUGCUCUUCAAGCUGGAGCCGAAAUCGGGCUCCUUGUAUCAGGAUAGAAGGGAAGUGAAGAAGGUGGCCAUCUACGGGCUUGACAUGGCACGGAUGAGGUGGGAGGAAGUGGAGAACAUUGGGGCGUAUAGCAUCUUUGUGGACUGUGCCGGCAAGAGUGCUGCUGCGUGCAUGGAUGUGGGAAGCUGUGGCGUGGAGGAGAACCGAGUUUAUGUUGUGGCUACUGGGCGCCGCUGGAGAUCAUUCCCUCCAGGGUGGGAGGCGCCUCUCGGCGAUGCUAACAAUGGACCAUUUAGCAGAUUUGCAAUGGGUCGGCAGCCAUGGCCAUCAAAGAUAUGGGUUUAUCCACCACUCUUCUUUUGAUUAUAUUUGUGUGGCAAUGCUUGUAUCAACUGUAAGAACAACCGUAUCUAGAUUCAGCUGCUGUAUGAAUUGCUGAAGAUGUUGCUUUUACAGUAUGUGCUACCGCAAUAAUGAGUGAUUAAGCAGUUGGUUGCUAUGAUACA
Molecule: messenger RNA, 1360 nt
Organism: Setaria italica (foxtail millet)
Lineage: Eukaryota; Viridiplantae; Streptophyta; Magnoliopsida; Poales; Poaceae
Exons: 1
Coding region: 45-1217 (390 amino acids)
Molecular function (GO): protein binding
Source: RefSeq, a predicted model, not a curated record